UGUCAUUCCGGCGUUAUACUCGGUGAAGGUUGGACGUGUGCGUGCACUGGAUGUAGUGGUGAGCCAGUGCAACAGAGAUAGCAAGCAGAGUGAUUACUACAUGUGGCGACGAGCGUAAAGGUCGCGCAAAACGAUUAAUCAUGGCAAACCAGCUACCACCACCUGAAAAAUUAGACAUCGAGGGCAACAGUACGUCAGCCGGUUUGAGAUGGGAGAAAUGGAAACGCUCCCUGCAAAUCUAUCUGGAAGCCACUGAUAUCACGGUUCCAGCUAAAAAAAGAGCUAUAUUACUAGUCCUAGGCGGAAGUUCACUGCAGGAAAUAUUUUAUAAUUUGCCUGGAGCAGAUAUAGAAGCUGGAGAAAAUGUUGAUAUUUUUAAAGUAGCCAUUAGCAAACUAGAUGAGUACUUCCUUCCAAAACAAAACAAGACUUUUGAACGGCAUAUUUUCCGCCUUACUAAACAAGAUGAAGGAGAAAGUUUUGAAAAAUUUCUUAUUAAGUUAAGAGAUCAGGCUGCAAAAUGUAAGUUCGAAAAACCAGAAGAGCAUAUAAUCGACCAAAUACUAGAAAAAUCUUUAUCAUCAGAAUUAAGAAGGAAAAUGUUAACAAUGGGUGAAGAAAUUACAUUAGACAAAGUGAUUACUGUAGCCAACACACUAGAAAUUGUAAACUACCAAUUGGAGUGUUACGAACAAAAAGAAAAGAAUAACACAAAUGAAGUAAAUACAAUAAAAAUUAAUAACACGAAUAAUUCAAGAUGGACUAGACAAGAGAAAGAGUUGAAUGAAGAGAUAAAGACGUCAAAGUGUACAAGAUGUGGGAGUUCUGCACACGUCUCUCAAAACCUUCCUUGCCCAGCGAAAGACAAAAAAUGUAACGGCUGUGGAAAAUUAGGUCAUUACCAAAAAUGUUGCAAAACGAAAUCAGUCCAUCGGAAACGUAAACAUGCACAAAAUCAAGAAAAAGAAUAUAACUAUAACAAGCGACAGCGAAAAGAAACUACAGUGAAUUCUGUGGAAAAUGAAGAAAUACAAUAUAUAUUUAAUUUGAACGACGACGCAACAAUCAAAUGCGAGAUAGGUGGUGUAAAAUUAGACAUGUUAAUUGAUUCAGGAUGUAAAUUAAAUUUAAUAUCAAAUAAAACCUGGAAACUAUUGAAGGAAAAUAAAAUAAUCUGCGACAAACAGGUAAAAAAGCCAAAUAAGAUAUUAUUAGCAUAUGGAAGUAAGACACCUCUACAAAUUGAAGGUUCUUUUGAAGCAGUAAUAAAAGCGAACAGCAAAACUGAACGCGCUACUAUUUAUGUCAUUGAAGAUGGAACACGGAACCUCCUUGGUAAAGACACUGCAUUACGAUUGGGUGUAUUGAAACUAGGCGAGGAUGUAAAUCAGGAUAAACAGUUUUCAAAACAAUCCUUUCCAAAAUUUAAAGGUAUUUUAAUUGAGAUUCCUAUUGAUCCAACAGUGAAACCAGUCAUGCAACCCUACCGGAGAACACCAAUACCGUUAGAGGAAAAGAUAAAUAUGAAAAUCAAAGAAUUACUAGAUUUAGAUAUAAUAGAAGAGGUUCAUGCACCUUCAUCAUGGGUUUCUCCUAUUGUUCCUAUCCUUAAGGAUGAUGGCGAUGUACGCUUAUGUGUUGAUAUGCGACGUGCUAACUCAGCCAUUUUAAGAGAAAACCAUCCAUUACCUUGUAUGGAAAGUUUACUACCAAGAAUAAAUAAAGCAAAAUAUUUUUCGAAACUUGAUAUAAAAAACGCAUUUCAUCAAGUAGAAAUUCACCCAAAAUCAAGAGAUGUGACUACUUUUAUAACGUCAAAUGGCCUUUAUAGAUAUAAAAGGCUUAUGUUUGGAAUUACAUGCGCUCCAGAACUCUUUCAAAAAAUUAUGGAGAAAAUGCUUAUUAAAUGCGAAGGGGUUACAAACUUUAUUGAUGAUAUAUUAAUCUGGGGUAGAAACGAGAGAGAACACGACUUACGACUUGCCAAAGUAAUGGAUGUAUUGGAGCAAAAUGAUGUAUUGUUAAACGAAAAGAAAUGUAUUUAUAAAGUACAGACAAUAAACUUUUUGGGACAUGAACUAAAACUGGAAGGAGUAAAACCGCUGCCGAAAUAUAUAAAGAGCAUAUCCGAAUUUAGAGUGCCAAGAACUAUAGAAGAGUUGCAAAGUUUUUUAGGUUUAGUUAAUUACAUAAAUAAAUGGAUUCCAAAUUUAGCCACGACGACAGAACCACUGAAACAAUUACUAAGACUGAAACUAGGACAUAAAGCAAACAUAGAAAAAUACUGGAAGAAAAACCAAAAUGAAGCAUUUAAAAAAUUGAAAGAAAUACUAUCUAAAAUAGAAACUUUAGGAUAUUAUGACGUAAAUGACAGGACGCAAGUCAUAGCAGAUGCAAGUCCUGUAGGACUUGGCGCAGUCUUAGUACAGAUUGAUAGUAAACGACCAAGAAUUAUUGCUUACGGAAAUCGAACACUAAGUCAAUGUGAAAGAAAAUAUAGUCAAACAGAAAAAGAAGCUCUUGCCCUUAUAUGGGCUAUCGAACAUUUUAACAUAUUUCUAUUCGGUAAAGAAUUUGAUUUGAUAACGGAUCACAAGCCACUAGAAUUUUUGUUUAGUCCAAAAUCAAAGCCAUGCGCCCGUGUUGAGAGAUGGGUUUUGCGACUUCAGGCGUAUCGCUAUAAUGUUAAAUAUAAACCGGGAAAAGCCAAUAUUGCGGACCCAUUAUCCCGGCUAUGUAAGUACACAGAUAAGACAACUCAAUCGUCCGAGGAUAAUUAUGUUCAUCAGAUAGUUGAACUUGCGAGGCCUUGUGCAAUCUCCAUGCAACAAAUAAUAAAGGAAUCGGCAACCGACCAAGAAAUCACAAAUGUUAAAAAUGGAAUUUAUAGCAACCAGUGGGACGAGUCUGUGAAAUCAUAUAAAAUAUUUUCGGACGAACUGUGUUUCUAUGAGAAUAUACUUUUGAGAGGAAACAAGAUAGUUAUUCCUGAGAGGCUCAGAAAACAGGUUUUAUUAGCAGCCCAUGAAGGCCAUCCAGGAAUUGUUGCCAUGAAGGGUCGGCUUCGUUCAAAGGUUUGGUGGCCCCGGAUCGAUAAGGACAGCGAACAAAUGGUAAAAAGCUGCAAAGGAUGCACCCUCGUAAGUUUACCAAAUCCUCCAGCACCAAUGAAACGCCGAGAACUUCCAUCUGAACCUUGGGUUGAAAUAGCGAUGGAUCUGUUGGGUCCCUUGCCUAAUAACGACUACAUUCUAGUCAUUAUUGACUAUUACAGUCGCUAUAAAGAAAUUAAGAUCACUAAGACCAUAACAAGCGUGACAAUUAUUAAAAUUUUAAAAGAACUCUUUAGUCGACUGGGCUAUCCUAUGUCGAUCACUGCUGAUAACGGCCGACAAUUUGUAAGUGAAGAAUUUAAAGAUUUUUGUCGAGAGUGUAAUAUUAAGCUUUUUAAUACCGUACCGUAUUGGCCACAAAUGAAUGGUGAGGUGGAGCGUCAAAACAGAGACAUAAUAAAACGACUAAAAAUAAAUUCGAGUGAAAAACAAGAGAUGAGAGAAGCUCUAUAUGAAUAUCUAAUGAUGUAUAACUCCACUCCUCAUUCUGUUACGGGAAAGACGCCGUCAGAACUGUUUUUCAAAAGAAUGAACAGGGAUAAAAUUCCCAUGAUGAAAGAUAUAUACGAAAUGGAUAAUGACACCGAAGUUAGAGACCGAGACGAAAUGCAAAAGGAAAAAGGAAAGGAGUAUGGAGACCGGAAAAGAAGAGCGGGAAACACUGACCUGACGGAAGGUGACAAGGUAUACGUCAAGGAAAUGGAAAAGAAAAAUAAGCUCUCAACUAUUUUCAACCCUACACCACAUGUAGUGGAAAAAUCAGUAGGAGGGGAUGUUACAAUAAGAAACGAGGAAACUGGCCAGAGGCUACGAAGGAAUGUGGUGCACCUAAAGCGUGUGGAAGGUCAGUGGGAAUCAGUAGAAGAUGAAGCUAAUAAAAAAUGAAGAUCAGAAAAGCAAAGAGAA
Molecule: messenger RNA, 4019 nt
Organism: Papilio xuthus (Asian swallowtail)
Lineage: Eukaryota; Metazoa; Arthropoda; Insecta; Lepidoptera; Papilionidae
Exons: 2
Coding region: 141-3998 (1285 amino acids)
Biological process (GO): DNA integration
Molecular function (GO): nucleic acid binding
Source: RefSeq, a predicted model, not a curated record